ACCUUGCAGAGCAGACUACUCCUCUUCUCGCUCUUGGGUUCAUUUACGGAACCAAAACUGAAAAAUUAGGUCAAGCAAAACGGAAAAUGAAGAAAGCCGGAGCCGAGAAGAAGAGGGCCCGGCGAUCCUCCGCUGCCAGCCGAGAUCCAGCCACCGAUACUCCUCCUAGGAAACAAGCGAACAAGAAAGAUGUUUUCCAAUUAUUUGCUGAGAAAGUGAGAGAUCAUAAAGACUUGGUUUCUCGGUGGGCGGUGUUACAGGAAACCCGUGUUGAGUACUUUAGGGGAAAAGAUUUUGUUACCUUUUUGAGAAAUCAUCCAGAGCUGAAAGACAUCUUAGAAUCAGAUAGGCAUCUAGAAGUAGAAGAUAUUGUCAAUGUCCUUCUCAGCAAGAAUCUUUUAGUCCGUUGUGAUCGUGUCGUCAAAACAGUACGCCCUGGCAAGAGAAAACUCUCAACUUGGCCAGCUCAUCUAGAGAUAUAUCCCGAUCAGGAGUUUUCGGAUAAUGAUGCGUUUUUUGCAUGGACGUUUGUAAACAAGCGACCUUUAUGGCAAACACUUUUGUCAUUAAGUUGGCCUGUUUUGACUCUUGCAAUCUGCUUAUUCCCUGUGUAUCCCCACCAGGCAAAGCUGCUUAUACUCUACUCUUGUGCUGGGGUACUCCUCCUUAUACUUUGCCUUCUUUUGGUUCGGGGGUUGAUAUUUGGGGCAUCAUGGAUUUUACUGGGGAGGAGGAUCUGGAUAUUUCCAAACAUCCUGGCUGAAGAAGCAACACUGCGUGAACUUUUCCGUUUUUGGCCUAAAAAAGAUGAAGAAGAAAAGCCAAAACUUACAGCAAGAUUCUUCUUUGCAAUUGUUGCUGUGUUAGCCAUUCUGCUUUUGAGGCAUCAUGCACCUGAUGAGGCUGCUAGGGCUAGGUAUCAGAGGCGGGUUUCUAAUAUUAUUGAUGAUGUCCUUGAGUGGGACCCACGGCUGGCUUUGUCUGGGAUGAUGGAUAGUAUGCAGUCGGAGGAGGUUAAUGGUACUGAAACCAAUGGGAAUGGGAAUUUUACAGAUGGUGAAAGGGUGGAUGAUGUUAAUCAAAGUACAGAUGAGAAAGAUCAUCUCUUUGAUGAUGAUGAUAAAGAUAAUAUAUAGGAGAAAUGUAAACAUUCAAUAGAAGAAGAUUACAAGUUUUUGAAAAAGGAAUACUAUUAUUAUUAUUAUUAUUAUUAUUAUUAUUA
Lactuca sativa (garden lettuce) is the source of this 1222-nucleotide messenger RNA. RefSeq names its product translocation protein SEC62. Gene Ontology annotation, biological process: post-translational protein targeting to membrane, translocation. NCBI's taxonomy places the organism in Eukaryota, Viridiplantae, Streptophyta, Magnoliopsida, Asterales, Asteraceae. The record is from RefSeq and is a predicted model, not a curated record. Gene Ontology annotation, cellular component: endoplasmic reticulum membrane; endoplasmic reticulum.